Molecule: messenger RNA, 501 nt
Organism: Sphaeroforma arctica JP610
Lineage: Eukaryota; Ichthyosporea; Ichthyophonida
Exons: 4
Coding region: 1-501 (166 amino acids)
Molecular function (GO): amino acid kinase activity
Source: RefSeq, a predicted model, not a curated record
AUGGAGAGCCUGCGGAGUAGCGUGAUCCACAACGACGCCAACGACCACAACGUCAUUGUGAGUGUAGACAGUGAAGAGCUACCCAUUGACCCUGCCACUCGCUUGUGUGCUGCCCCACAGAUUGUUGGGGUGAUUGACUUUGGUGACGUUCUCCUGACUAAGACUGUCUUCAAUCCGGCCAUCACCAUCGCCUACAGUAUCCUGGAAGCCGACGAGCCCGUGUCUGCGGGGGUCAGUCUGAUCCAGGGGUACACCGCCCAGUUUCCGCUGCAAGAUACCGAACUGUCACUACUGUUUCUGCUGACCAUGUGUCGGCUGGCGCAGUCGGUCGUGUACUCGACCAUUAAGAUGCUGGAUUACCCUGAUGACGAGUACAUUCCCAUUGCCCAGAGACCCGCGUGGAGGGUACUUGAGAGUCUGUGGGGCAGACGAGCAGAAGUCAGCGCAGCAUGGGUAGCCGCAGCAGUUAGACCUGACACUCCACAUCUGGAUAAACAAUAA